AUAGCGGAGAGACGAGCGGUAGCGAAGCUUCCCCCUAGCGUACCCCGUACUCCCCUUCCGCUCUUCCACGAGGCGAACUGGUGAUGUUAUAGCACGAAAUCUCGUCAUCAUGUUUGUUGUUUGCUGAUUUCUGUUUGUUUUUGGCUCUGUGUGAGUGUUUGUUUUAGCACAGACCGACAGACAUUGACUUUGGACGAACAUUUUCUAGCCGUCGUGCAUAGUUUCUAGCCAUGUAAGUGAAAGGCAUAGUCGCUGUAGUCCAGUUCGAUAUUCGCGCCAAGCUUUUUGUUCCAAUAUUCAGAUCAACAAAAUUUGGUUAAACGCAAUAUCUGCACAUGUACGACUGUUGAAGAGCAAAUAACGUACGAAAUAUGGAGUGGUGUCGCGAAAAAGUGAUUUGUUUGAUACGUUUGUUUGAGGAGCGUCCAUGUUUGUGGGACAAAACGCACAAGUUCUACCGCGAUAGGGACGCUAAAAAUGCCGCCAUGUUGGAAAUAUCCGAACAGUUGAAUCUGUCCUGUAUUGAAGUGGAACGGAAGUUGAAUACGCUAUUGACACAGUAUCGGCGCGAAAAACAUGUUCAACGGAAAAUGGAAUCGGCGGGUUGCUUGGUGAAGAAGCCGUGGUUCGGUUACAAUUUGCUCAAAUUUCUGGAGAAUGCAGAUAACAAGUAUUUCAAUAAAUGGACACUGAACAAAUCCGAAAAUCUACCCAAUACUGACAUCGAGUCCUUACAACGAGUUCUGUUUAAUACAGAAGGAAUUAACACAGUUCUUCAACAGCCAUCACAAGACGAAGAAUCCUUACCAAAUGCAACGGAACCUGAAAUUGUUGUUGAGCAAACAGCACCAGAAACAUUCCCGCGUCCCAUCAGAGAACGUGAACGGGGGCAAAAAAGACGAAGACAUUCCCCAGAUAGAACUAGUAUUAGAAUCAAUCAAGCAUACCGCAUCCUGCGAACAGCUUUCAAACAAUCACAACAAAGGGAUGAUUUGAAAAUAUUUGCCGAGGGAGUCGAGAGUCGUUUACGAAACAUCAAAGACAGGAAGAAAGUAUGUAUUUUGAAACAUCAGAUUGAGACUCUGUUAUUUACCGCUGAAAUGGAAGAAUUGGCCCACGCUUCAAUGUCAGCCGCGGCUUUUGGACUAGACGGGCAAUCGGUGAUUUGUAAGUCGAAUAUCGCACCAAAGACAGAUGAAAAUUCUAAAGCUUCAUAAGUUGAGAGAAAAUUGUUGUGUGAUAAAAUGUUUUGUUGUGUUAAAGAUAAUAAAGUGAUUAUUGCUGUUU
This is a messenger RNA of Hermetia illucens (black soldier fly), 1287 nucleotides long. RefSeq lists its product as uncharacterized. Bases 372 to 1217 code for a protein of 281 amino acids. The record is from RefSeq and is a predicted model, not a curated record. The transcript has 2 exons. Lineage: Eukaryota; Metazoa; Arthropoda; Insecta; Diptera; Stratiomyidae.